GAUUAUUUGCCAGACAUCGGUAGAAAUGGUUUGGAAGUUUCUGGACGGCUGCUGGCCCCUAAUUUUUCCAAUGAAUUUUAAUUUCCAUGGUCUAUUCUGAAAGUAACAGCGAACGUGCGGACGUGAGACGUUCUGCGUGCGCACGUUUGGAGGAGAGGGAUAUUAAGAAUGCCGGAGAAAUCGGCAAUCAACGAUACGGUUUCAAAUUUUGCUUUCUGAGAAGGUAGGAAAAAAGUAGAAGAUGAUGACCCCUCGAGUACGCUUUUCGACCAUUAAAACCAACGAAAUUGUGUCGUGGGCGGUGUUGCUUUAAAGAAUUCUAAUUCUUUGUACUAUUUUCAUCAAUAAAUAUUUUUAAUGGCACUGAAUAGACGGCGUUAAACGAUAAGUACAGACUUAUUCGAUUUUUAUUUAAGAUCAGUUAUGUCAAAACUGUUCAAUUAAUUCUCUAAUUAAUCUCUGGUCGAAAUGUACUAUUCAAACAUCUAUUUUAUCUAUGUAUCUAAAAAGUAGAAUAAUUCGAAAAGUUCGGCUAGUGCGCUGAUGUUUUCGCGUUAUUAAAAAUGGCGAAAGAGCCGUAGACGAGAAACGGUCGUGCAUGGACGUAACCAUCCAUCAGAUCCGAUACAGCUUUUGUUAGCAGAUGAAUACUUUUCAGGUGUAACAAAUAUCAUUGUAUUUUUAAAACUGUUAUAAUUAACAUUUGUGUACUAUGUUUAUGAGAAGUUUCAUUGUUUUAAACGUACUUUUAAUUGGAUUUUGUGUCAAAGAUGUCGGAAGUUACAAGGUUUUGGGAAUAUUUCCGUUCAUUUCUCCGAGCCAUUUUUAUAUGGGAACGGAGUUGAUGAAAGGUAUAGCUGAACACGGUCAUGACGUUACCAUGUUGACUGUAUUUGAAGAUAAAAACUUACCAAAGAACGGUUCUUAUAGACAAAUUAUCCUUGACAAAGCUUUAGCAGAUCAACAAACGAUGCUCCAAGAAGUAACACAAAUUGACGACAAAAAGAUGAAGACUCCUCUAACCGCUUUGAAGAUGUUCAAUCGCUUCGGUUCAGUUGUAUCCGAAGCGGCAUUCAACGAUCCAAAACUACAAAAAAUUCUCAAAUCGAAAGAUAAAUUCGAUUGUGUCAUCGUUCCUCAAUUUACUUUCGAAGCAAUCAAAGCUAUAGCCGCGCAUUUUAACACGCACCUCGUCGUAUUUUCAAUAUUUCCUGCGAAUACUUUCCUCAAUCAUUUCAUCGGGAAUCCGAGUUUACCUUCCAUUAAUACGGAGAUGGUUUUGGGUUACGUGCACGAAAUGAGCUUCUUACAAAGGUGUCUCAAUACUUUAUUCAGCGUGGCUUUUUAUUUGAACCGACAAUUCAUUCUCUAUCCCGAACAAGCGGAGCUGGUCCGCAAAUACAUCUCCAAAGAUUUGGAUUUAUACAAGAUACAGUACAAUACGUCUUUGUUUUUGAUGAACGCCCAUCCUACGAUUAACACCGCGACCAGCUCAGUACCUAGUAUGGUGGAUAUAGGUGGUUUCCACAUCAGACCUCCGAAGGAAUUGCCGGACGAUUUGAAAGAAAUCUUCGAUAAAUCUAAACACGGCGUUAUACUUUUCAGUAUGGGAACAAAUAUGAAAAGCGCUAAUUUCCCCAAACAAUUGAAAGAUGAUUUGUUCAAGGCAUUUUCUAAAAGAAAAGAGACGAUCUUGUGGAAAUUGGAGGAAGAUAUAACGGUCGGAAAACCUCCAAAUGUGAUUAUUCGGAAACGUUUUCCUCAAUCUGAUAUAUUAGCACAUCCGAAAACUAAGCUUUUCAUUACGCACGGAGGUUUUUUAAGUACCAUCGAAACUAUUUAUCAUGGAGUACCGGCCGUAGCUAUACCAGUCGUCGGUGAUCAGAUUUUGAAUAGUAGAUUAAUAGAAUCCAUGGGCAUGUCGACUACUGUAAAUUUCGCUAAACUUGACGAAGAAAGUAUAAGUGCUGCUAUCGAGGAAGUAUUGAGUAAUAAAAAAUAUGCAGAAAACGCGAAGUUUCGUCGAGAAUUGUACCACGAUAGACCGAAGACACCUUUAGAAGAAGCAGUUUAUUGGAUAGAAUACGUUAUUCGACACAAAGGAGCCCAUCAUCUUAGAGUUAAUUAUUUGAAUCUUUAUUGGUUCCAGUUUUAUAUGUUGGAUGUAUAUGCUUUCUAUUUUGCCGUUAUUUUCUCUAUUUAUUAUAUUAUAAAGUUGUUGAUAAAAAAAUUGUUCUCGAAAAAAAAGACGGUCGGUAGCAAAAAGGAGGAUUAAGACUGUAUUCGAUUUAUGUGAAUAAUUACAGUUAUUUUUUUUUACCAAUUCGUUUUAUUUACCUAAAUCACUUUGUAACUUCAAUGAAGUUACUUCAUAAACCUAUGGAUGUCAAAAUAUUACUAACUCACCGAGUGGUUGUUGAUAUGUUCUUUUUGAUAUUACCGAUAUCAAAAUGUUGUCAGUUGUUCACGGUAGAAAUCCUGAACGUGUCCGGUCGUCAAAUUCACACGCAGUUUGAAAUUGUGCGUUCGCGGUGUGAAAUUGAUAAUCGCGCACGCAUUCGCCUUCGCUUUUCCCCACCACUUAGCAGCCGUUUGUCUCUUUGGGGUUUCUAGGGAAUACCCAUAGAGUUUAACGCUUUUGGUAUCGUAGUUUUCGGUUUCUGGUUGGAUUAUUUAUGUUAAUGUGUCUUGAUGUAUAGUUUUUAAUAAAGAAAAUAAUGUUCAA
Messenger RNA from Diorhabda sublineata, 2725 nucleotides. RefSeq names its product UDP-glycosyltransferase UGT5-like. Gene Ontology annotation, molecular function: UDP-glycosyltransferase activity. The record is from RefSeq and is a predicted model, not a curated record. The coding region runs from base 713 to 2275 and encodes 520 amino acids. The transcript is spliced from 6 exons. Lineage: Eukaryota; Metazoa; Arthropoda; Insecta; Coleoptera; Chrysomelidae.